AUGGAGGCCGGGAAAUUGGGAUUUUGUGUUAUAACCGGAAAGUAUGACAAUGAUUCUGAUAGAAGACAAACAUUUGUAACAAUGAGAUGUGAAAGUAGUGGCAUGUAUCAAUCAAUGAUUAGGAAGUUGAAACAUGAUGGCACCAGAUCGAGAAAAUGUGAGUAUCCGUUUAAGUUGUGCAGAUACCGUAAGGCGAAUGAUACAUGGAAAUUUAAUGUAGUUUCUGGUAUGCAUGAUUAUGCCUUGAGUGACAAGCUAGCCGGUCAUCCCAUUGUAUGUCGCCUUAUUCCGGAGGAGAAUGAACUUGUUUCAGACAUGACAUUAAACACGGUGGCUUCGAAAAGCAUACUUGCAAAUUUGAAACGGAAAAGACCUUAA
Messenger RNA from Lathyrus oleraceus (garden pea), 378 nucleotides. RefSeq lists its product as uncharacterized. Bases 1 to 378 code for a protein of 125 amino acids. The record is from RefSeq and is a predicted model, not a curated record. The transcript has a single exon. Lineage: Eukaryota; Viridiplantae; Streptophyta; Magnoliopsida; Fabales; Fabaceae.